AUGAGCCCAAAUAUCUUCGAAGAGAUUGUUGACGAGUUGCAGCCUUUCAUUCGAGAGAUUGGCUACAACAAUGAUGAAGAGGCCCUCAAGGCUUUGCAAGCCAAGCUCCAGGAAAACAACUUCCAGUCAUGGCUCAAAGUAUUUUACGCACAGGGAGCCGCUUCGUGGUACCAAUGCUAUUCCUAUGAAGCCGGGGCAGGGAAGAACAGGCACCUUCGGCAACUGGCCCACAUGCCUGUUGAAAGUGGUAACACCCUGCUGAAUGUUUUGGUGCAGAAGAAUUUCCCGCAGUGUGCGCGAUGGCUUCUUGAGAACUAUUCCAAUUCUGCCCAAGUUGACAAGUGGCUGGUGCUCGCAGAUGUUACUUGGAAAAGCGGGGAACGCAAGAGAACUGCACUCCACACGGCCUGCAUGCAUGGCCACCUCGAGUCUUUGGAAGUGCUCCUGGAACACCUUUCCAAGCGGAUGGAUUUCGUGAAGCUUUUGGAGGAGCCAAAUCAGGAGCAGCAUAGUUGCCUUCAGCUUUUGGUCGAUCGCCAGUUUCACAGCUGCAUCGAAUUGGUACAGAGUCAUGGCAAGCUGCUUGAUAUGGAGAUUCUAAUGCCAGCGCCUUCCCCAAGAUCAGACCUCGAGAUUCAUUUCGUUGAAAAGGAAGAAGAGAGCAACGAGACAGGUCCAAUUGUUAAGCUUCGGGUUGCUCAAGGUCAAUCACAGCUGGAGGUGCUGUUCGAGUACCUGAAAGCAGUGGAGCCGGCUGCCACGAGGCUGCACAUCCCGAAGAUAGAUGAUCCGCAGCACAUGGACGCUGGAAUUGUCGAUUCGAUGUUUGAGCAGUUUGCACGAUUCCAAACGGUGGACAUACACGGCUUUGUCCAUCCUGAUGUCUACAGAUUCAUGUUGGACUCGCUGUUUGCCUUGGGCAAGAGGCUGGUCUGGAAGCCAAUUCGCCUUCAAGAAGUCGCACUCUUUGUGCGUCCAGUUGAAAUAGAAGGCAUGGAAAGCCUUUUCAAGAAAAGGAUCGACAGCAUUGCGCAGCAGAUCAUUGCAUUGAUGGUUGUGCAAAAAACAUGGAAGGUGCGUUUGACUAAUAUACAUUUUGCAGACCCAGAGUUGCGAAGACUGCUUCACAGAUUGAAGUGGAUCACGGAAAUUGUGAUGUUUGUCACUACGGAUGCAGUCUGGUCCCGUGCAGCUGAGCAGACAGAAAGAGGGGAAUUAUUUGUCGACAAUCCGUUCAACAAGGGGCUCUUACAGAUCUGCGAUAUUGCUUUGGGCCGCAACAUGAAGCACCUCCGUCAUUGCUCCGACCUGGCCAGUGCGUUGUCCGAGGACUUUUGGGAGUUUGUAGAGAACUUUCUUGACACAUGGUCUCAGCUCGUUGAGGCCUUUGCCAGGCAAGCAGCGGUGAUUGAUUGUGCAGACAAGCGCCUCAAACUGCUUUUCCAGAACCUUGACCAUGCAAGCGCCGCCAUUCUGCAUACGCUGUUGUCUUUGGACGAACAUUUGGAUGCGGGAAAGCCGGAAGGUGCCAGGAAGGGAGCGCAGCGUGCCAUGGAGUACCUGCGAAGACUCCAAGCCUGCGAGGAAGCCCUUGCCUGUAAACUCUUCCAAAUGCGAAGUUGCAUUUCCCAUGCGUGGUCAUGGAAUUCAAGCACCAGUUUGAACUGUUGA
Effrenium voratum is the source of this 1671-nucleotide messenger RNA. The record is from the annotation of a GenBank genome assembly. NCBI's taxonomy places the organism in Eukaryota, Dinophyceae, Suessiales, Symbiodiniaceae.